AUGACUGGUUCAGAUUAUUCUAUUUAUCAAAAACCCACCUCAUGGAUAUCACGGUUUUCUAAUCAUGCUAAAUGUAUGAUGAUGAAAAAUGAUCGACAAGCUUCAGAUCAAGUUUCAGUACUUUCUUGUCCAGGUAGUUUAUCUUCACCAGAAUCAUCAGGUUUUACUUCGAUUGGGUUUACGGAUGAUAAUGAUUCUGGUUUUAUUAUUCCAUCACCUUCUUCCUCUACUUCUUCUUGGAAUUCUACUAUAUCAAAACAACAAACAAAAAAACAACAAUUACCACCGUCACCUACUUUGUCCCCUUGUGAUAAUCCCAUUAAUUCUUUAACGACGAAUAUCCAAGUUCUUCCAGCAAGAAAUAAUUAUUUUAUGGAUCGACCCUUACCAACUCAACGUAGAUCUCCUGGUCGACAUCGUCAUUCAUCCAUGGAAGGCAAUACCUCAAGGUCAUCAUUGAAUCAUAUAAACAGUAAACUUUUAUCAAGACAAUCAACAGCUUUGGAACAAUUAGCUCAAGAUACACUCACCUAUUUUGUUGAUUCUUCAUUACCAAUCAAAUCAAAAGAGAAAUCAUCAACACCAUCAUCAUCACCAUCAUCAUCAUCAUCAUCAUCAUCAUCAUCAUCAUCAGCACCAUCGUCAUCAUCAUCAUCAUCAUCAGCAAGUACAUUUUCAUCGCAUGAAUUAUCAUCAUCAUCAAAAAUGACAACCAAAUCGUCUAUGACAGAUAAUAGUCAUGCCAUCGAGCUAGUUGAAAAAUUACAAUCCAAGCUGACCGUCUCCGCAACAAUCCAUCCUUCUGUUUUGAAAUUGGCUCAAGAUGUCUUGCUCUAUAUGAAUCAAACUCCACCACUGACCAAGGAAUGCCAACAACUGAAACCAAAAUUGGAAGUUUGUACCAUCAUUCAUGGAAAGGCCACAAACUUGGAUAAUAAUUGUACAUAG
Molecule: messenger RNA, 948 nt
Organism: Halteromyces radiatus
Lineage: Eukaryota; Fungi; Mucoromycota; Mucoromycetes; Mucorales; Cunninghamellaceae
Exons: 1
Coding region: 1-948 (315 amino acids)
Source: RefSeq, a predicted model, not a curated record